GGCUCACCGUCCGUCACUGACGAACUGUGUUGAUAAAGUGAAUUUAUUAUUGUAGAGCAGCUGUAAUUUACUCGUAGUUGUGUGAUUAGAACAUUUUGUGUAGUUAAUUCUUACAAAAAUGGAAAUCUCAUUUAAAGGCAAAAGAAUUUUAGUAACCGGCGCAGGACAAGGUAUAGGUCGUGGUAUAGCUAUAGAAUUAUGGCGUGCUGGAGCAAACAUCGUCGCCCUGUCCCGAACACGUUCGCACUUGGAGAGCUUACAAAGUGAAUAUCCUUCUAUUGAGAUUGUGAGUGUAGAUAUCGGUGAUUGGGCGCAAACAAGACAAUUAGUAGAAUCUCUAGGACAGUUUGAUGCGUUGGUGAACAAUGCUGCUGUGGCUUGUUGUGAACCCUUUCUUCAAUCCACAUCUGCUAACUUUAACAGAACCUUUGAUGUAAAUGUUAAAGCAGUUCUCAAUAUAAGCCAAGUAGUUGCAAAAAAAAUGGUAGAAAACAACAUACAUGGAACAAUUGUCAACAUAUCCUCUCAAGCUUCUAAGGCUGCAUUGCAAGAUCAUGCUAUAUACAGUGCUUCAAAAGCAGCUCUUGAUGCUUUGACCCGGUCUAUGGCCCUGGAACUUGGACCACAUGGUAUUAGAGUGAAUUCUGUAAAUCCAACAGUAAUUAUGACAGAAAUGGCAAAAGUUGGAUGGUCAGACCCAGUGAAAGCUAAAGAAAUGUUAUCUAAAAUUCCCCUUAGGAGGUUUGGUGAAGUUUCUGAAGUAGUUAAUGCUGUAGUAUUCCUUCUCAGUGAAAAAUCAAGCAUGAUUAAUGGUGUUGAACUUCCAAUUGAUGGUGGUUUUCUUGCUACAUAAUAAAAUCUUAAUUUAUAUUGUUUUUGGGACUUUACAUGUUUUUUUUUUUCAUUUUAAUAUCUAUAAAAACAUUAAAUACCAAAGAGAAGUCCAUUUGAUAUUUUUUAUUAUAUUUCUGUGCCAUUGCAAAUGAUAUUGAUUGUUAAGCUUCAUUGUGACUAUUCCUAUAAUUUUACAGUGGGUACAAUUAUGUACAAUAAGUGUUAAAUAA
This is a messenger RNA of Diatraea saccharalis (sugarcane borer), 1064 nucleotides long. The record is from the annotation of a GenBank genome assembly. Lineage: Eukaryota; Metazoa; Arthropoda; Insecta; Lepidoptera; Crambidae.